CUACAAGACCUUGUCUGACUCAGUGUUAUGGGGGGGUCUCAUCCCAUGGAGAGGGGGUCCCCAGCACUCCAGGGGACUGAAACCCCAGUGGGCCCUGCUCAGGCCACCGGCCCCAACUUGGAAAAGCCAGGUCCUCCCACACCUACUGUCCCCACAGAAGUCCUUCGGGCUCACCCUGAGACUGUGGGAUGUGUUUAUCUUGGAGGAGCGCCUCAUGAAGCUUUCCUGGAGCACCUUCUGGGAGUUUCAGGAGCGACUCUCUCAGAGCUGGGCCCUGGAGGACAACGCGGUCCUCAGGAACCUUCAAACCUCCAUGAAGGAACUCACAAGGAAACACUGGGACCUGCCACCCUCAGCGGAGCAGGUGUCCUCGAGGGUGUUCCCUGGCAUUGAGACCCUCUGUGAAGGAGACAGACUGGCCGUCCCCACUCCACCAGCUCAGCUCCCGGAGCUCAUGCCAUCAGUCCCCCUGGGACAAAAGCCUUGUCCUCUCCCAGCCUGGCCCGAUGGGGCUGUCCCCAAGGCCCAGGCCCAGGCCCAUCAGCACGAAGGGGCUUCCCCAGAGCCCAGAACAGAAGACUGCUCUCUGGGAGGCCAGAGGCUCGAGAUGAGGGCAGCCUGUCCCUUGGUGAGGUCAGGCUUUCUAUUACAUGGAAACACUUGUCCAGGAACACUAGGCCACAGCUCCACACAGACCUACAUGUCGGGGGUCCAUGUUUCCUGUGCUGCCAUUUUGAACACGGCUCCUGGGACUCUGUCACUUCUCCAUCUUCUGUGGACAGCAGCCCUGGAACAAAAAGACGCACCCCACCCAGCGAGCCCACUGGGACCCCGACGCCAGGCCCUGCCGGGGUUUAUGACAGAGAGGAGGCACUUUGAAAGACACCAAGCAACAAGGUGUCCCCUGUCUGCAACUCCCCUCAGUAGAAGAACAACAUGGCAUGGAAGGAGCCCAGGUGGCACCCGCCUAGCUGCCUUGCAGCCCCAGAUGGCUGCUGGCUGUUUUUUACUGAUGUUUUAUUUUUAUUUUAUAUUUUUGGCUUCUGGGCCUUGGGAAAUACUCAAUGGUGAACUUGGUCCCAUCAAGGCCUCUGGAGGGAGCUGAGCAUGGGGUUCCUGCAGCCCCAGCCAGCCAGCAGCGUGCCCUGGGGCUCCUGACCCCAUCUGUGGGUCACAGCCCCUCCUCCAGGGCCCAAGUCCCCGGCCCAGAGGGACCUGGCUUCAUCCUGAGUACUAGGAGGAGAGGGGCACCAUAGGCCCCCAGGUGACCACACAGGGGACCAGGGCACAGCGAGCGUUGGGUGCUGCGAGAAUUCACAUCAGACAACCUGGACAAGCAGGGCCAGAGAUGCUGAGCCCGUACAGUGAUGAUAUGGGCGGCUGGCACAAGGGGUUAACAGCUGUGAACACUGACGCCUCUUCCCAACUCCAUCACUGCACUGCAGGCAGUCUGCACCCCAAAGCCUGGCCCAACAACGCCCCAACAUGCCACCUGGAGGCUUUGAGGCCCUGCCUACCACACCACCCUCCUCCUGGAAGCCUCGUCCUGCAGCCUAGCCGCUGCUGCAGCCAUAGCAGCUAUCACUGCCAAGCACCUUCCAGACGGGCUUCCCAGAAGGCGGAGGAGCCUCAGCAGCUCAGACUGUGAAGGUGGUUUCAUCCACAUUUCCAUUGUUCCACCAAAGAGAAUCCCUGCAGAGGAUGCUCUUGAUAAAAGGUGGGCAAAAUGGCACACCAGGUAGAUGCAGUCAGCUUCUUUUCUGGCCACCACAUUAGGUUGGGGACAAAGUGACCAUCAGACAGGCAUGGGACACAAGAGGCUCAGCAUGCUGCAUGUGCCCUGACCAAGGCUGACCAGGCCGACACCACUGCCGAGCAUCCCAUCUGCUGAUGAGAGACUUGGUGUCAAUCCCUGGGCUGACCCUGUUUCCCAGGAGGACCGGUUGACCACCUGUGGGCGCACUGCCCACACUGUGGAGGGAGCUGAGAUUGGCCUUCACUGCAGGGAGCCCCUACCUGGAUAUAGACUUGCUCAUCCUUCCUGUCACCAUCAUGGCAGCCCACAUGGCAUUGCUUUUGACCAGGUCAUUUCAUUCACAGCGAGGGACAUGCAGCAGUGGCCCCUGACCAGGGAACUAACUGUUCUCACUACGUCAGCCACCACCUGGAAGCAACUGGGUUUGGCUUAGGAUCACUUAGUUGCGAUCGUAACUGGAGUUGCUGAAGUGAUAGUUUGUUUUACAAGAUAAAUGUUAUGCUUUCUACUGGAAACCAGUGUACAGUGCUGACUCCCUGACAGCCAGAAGGUGUAGUUCUGAAAGUGAAAGUGUGAAAGUGGACGAUGUUCAGUAUUGCACCAAAUGUCUUAGUCACAGUUUUCCUAUGCCUGUCCUGGAGAAAUGGAGCUUUGCUGGUUGGAAGGUCUGAGGACCCAGGCAGAGUGAAGCUUCCCCCAGGG
This is a messenger RNA of Macaca mulatta (Rhesus monkey), 2458 nucleotides long. The record is from RefSeq and is a predicted model, not a curated record. Lineage: Eukaryota; Metazoa; Chordata; Mammalia; Primates; Cercopithecidae.